GGACAAGAAGUAUGUGUGCAAGUUGUGCAGCCGUGUGUUCAUGUCGGCCGCCAGCGUGGGCAUCAAGCACGGCUCGCGGCGCCACGGCGUAUGUGCCGACUGCGCGGGCCGAGGCGUGGCCGGGCCCCUGGACGGUGGUGGCACGGAGGGCUCCCCCGAGCUGUUCCCUGGCGAUGGGCCCUACCUGGAAGACCCCGACGACCCGCGGGGGGAGGGCGAGGAGGAGCUGUGUGAGGACGAGGAUGAGGUGGGCCUGGCCCACGAGGACGCGCUGCUGGCGGCCGAGAAGGAGGACGAGGACUCGCCGCGGGGACCCGGCAGCCCCCCGGGGGCGCCCGACAAGGACUUCUGGAUCUCCUAGGCCGCGGGUUGGGGGCGGGGGCGGGGGCGGUGCCACCCCUCCAGUGCGCGCGCGUGCGUGUGUGCGGGCGUGUGUGUGUCCGUGUGCAUGUGUGCGCGCGUGCGUGUGCAUGUGCGUGUCCCUAGGGAUGUGCUCUCGCCUGGGGCCUGGCCACGCUGAGCCCCUUUAUUCUGCUCCUGCCCCAGACACACACACAGAAACCGGCCCCGCGGGGUCGGAAGCAGGCAUGACCCCAGCAAGUAAGGGCUCCGGGACCGAACAGGAUGUUGGGGGGCACAGGGUGGGUUUGAGCAGAGGGAGGGCACACGUUCCCUCGUGUCUGCGGGGACCAAGGCAGGGUCCCCAGCAGGGGCGUGUAGCUAGGGCACGCACGAUGGCCCGAUGGCCGGGUCAAGGUCGGGGCUGGUCGGGGUCAUGAGCGUGGUCCCCGAGGCCACAGGUCCAAGGGGUGUUAAGGAAGGUGCUGCAUACACCCGAUGUCCAGUGCUGGAGUCUCCCCCCGCCCCCUGCUCUGCUCCCCCUUUCUCAGCAGCCUGGUCACUGCCUGCAGCCACCACCGCAGCCUUCUGCCGCUGCUGUGGCGGCCCGCGGAAUCCAGGUCCAGUGUACAGAAAGCCCCGUGGCCCUCCUGCCUCUGGGCUUUGGUGCUUCACAUACAACAGCUGCAGAAGCCCCUGCCGGGGCCGAGGACUCCCAGGUGCUAUCAUCCGGUGGAGGCCGCCAGGUGGGGACCGACGUGCCACGCUCCUCUGGUGCAGGGCUCAGCGCGCCCCGCUGCUGGCCACUCAGGGCCCUUUGGGGCGCCCGGGCUCUUCGUUCCGCGUGCACUUCCUUGGGGAGCCCGGGGGCGGCCUCGUCCCCUCGGCUCUGCCGUCCUUCGUGCCCAGGCCCCUCCUGCCGGCCCCUCCUGGGUGCCCUUGCCUUGUUGCUGCUAACACUGGAGGUGGGGAUCCUGACAGCCGUGCCGCCUCCCCGCGUGGGUAACCAAACUUUUUAAGUCGUCAGAGACAUAGUUGAGGUAGUUAGAUAAAAUUAUUUUGUUUGGCAUUAUUUUUCUGACGUGACAAAACCUAGCGUCUUUCCUUCAGCUUGUCAGUCCUUCUGUUGUCUUUGUAGAUGAGCUCACCGCCUCUUUGUGAUCUGGUUUUUUCUGAGUGAAAAGCAAGGGCCCCGCUGUGAGGACCCUCCCCUGGGCCGCAGGACCCGCCCUGGUCUGUCCCCUUCCCCGGUAAGGCCGUCGCGGACCACACUUCACUACUCAGACAUUCCGUCCUGCGCCCGCACGGCUCAGGCGCAGGCAGGGCCCGUCCGGGCACGAGCCCCGCUGAGGGCAGUGUUUCUACGUUCUCUUUUUCCACGGACUGUAAGCUUCUACCAGGCUGGUCACCGUGUCACAUCUAUUCUUUUUAGGUGGAAAAAGGAGAAUCCCCCGAGCCCCUAAUUUAGGUUCCGGGGGUGGCCUGGAGCGCUCGCCUCCCUGGCUGCCGCUGGGCUGCCGGGGGCCUUCUGUGCGUGUUUUCAGUAUCAUCGAUUAGAGGGCGUGGACAGAGCCGGCCACCGGCCGCCCGCGCUCCUGUCCCCCGAGGGGGCGUGGGGAGCCCUCGCGGGCAGCCCUGCCGGCUCUUCCUGACACGGCGGGUGGGGGUUGGGGGGCGAGGCCAGUGCAGGGGCUCUGGGACCCACUUCCCUUGCUGCCUUUCUCCAGUGAGGCCCCGGGCUGCACCCCUCACAGGGCCCUCAGAACUGUGUACCUCCCCGACUUUCUGACCCCUUUUCUAAACAGACCUACUUUCUUAUAAAUGUAUUUGGAAACCAGACCUUUGCUACCAACAGUGUCUCUGGGUUUUGUCCCGGUCCCACCGCUCAGGCCGUCCUGCCCACACCCUGGGCCAUCUCUGCCUCCGCACUCAGGACAUCUCGCUCUUUCCGACCCGCUCGCUCCCUGCUUUGGACCACCCUUGCUGACCUUUUUGGAGGGUCGCUCUCAGUGCCACAGGGGCAUUUUCUUCCUUAAAACCAAUACUGUACUGGAAAACCGAGGGCUCCACUCCUGCCCACCAAGUUCGCAAGGCGUGUGCUGCAAGGCAGGCUCGCCGUCCUACGCAGUUUGCCGCCGUCGACGGAAAUGAAGGCAUCCCCUCUCAGGAGGCGUGGAGGGAAAAGACGUGUAAUGAAGGGUUUUUUUACGUGACUGGUUUUUUUUUAAAUCAAUGUUUAAACUAAUAAAUAUUUUUUUAUGAAGAGGAGAAAAAUGUGUAGAUUACAUUUCACGUUUUGUACUUUUUUGUUUGUGUCUGUCUGUAUUUUGGUGUUUGCAACACCAAAGUGGAAAAUGCAGUCUGUUGAGUGGUGAGUUCUUUGGGGUGGGGGGGGCAGGGAACCCGUAUGACUUUUGUAUCAAGCUCUGGAUCCCGACCAGGUUGUAUAUUUGGACUCUGGGUUUUGGGAAACAGUCAUAACACUGCCAGGACUGAAUAGGGACCUCGACUCAAGAGACACGGCUACUCCUUCCAACUUUGCACAUCUUCCUUUUUAAAAAAGAAACUGAGAAAAGGCAAAAACUGGAACUUUUUGCAGUAUGAUGAAAGAUAAUCUUAUUUUCGCUCAUUCUGUGACACGUGCAACGCUGAAGAAAGCCAUACUUACUGGUGGUUUUUACUUUUUAGGUUCUAUAUUGUGUUUGUGUGUGUGGCCCUUUCAGAACCACUCGUAGUGAGGGUGCUGUGUGUGUGCUUUUCUGAAAUAUUUAUUUUUUCAACAUGCUUUCAACCUGUCAACAAAAACAAAACAAACAAGGGCAGUGUUUGAAAAUUGUUGGUUUUCUUUCCCUUGGGGAUAAUCUAUAGCAUAUCAACUUUAUAUUAUCAUAAACCUGUGUUUGUAUUGGAGAUGUGUUUAAUAUUUGGGAGAAGAGACUUUGGUGAUCGGCUGGCAGAAAAUCGCAGCUGUUGCAGUCCGUAGCCACAGGGCAGGUGGACGGCACCUUCCUGUCUGUCGGGGCGAGCUCUGGGCCUGCCUGGGGGUCUCCUUCCUGUGACGGGUUAGCUUCGACCUUCUUGCAAAGCUUCCACUUUCAAUAAACUGGGAAAUUGCUGCUCAA
This is a messenger RNA of Leptonychotes weddellii (Weddell seal), 3461 nucleotides long. The record is from RefSeq and is a predicted model, not a curated record. NCBI's taxonomy places the organism in Eukaryota, Metazoa, Chordata, Mammalia, Carnivora, Phocidae.